Messenger RNA from Magnolia sinica, 1757 nucleotides. RefSeq names its product sugar transport protein MST6-like. Bases 43 to 1596 code for a protein of 517 amino acids. The record is from RefSeq and is a predicted model, not a curated record. Gene Ontology annotation, molecular function: monosaccharide transmembrane transporter activity. Gene Ontology annotation, cellular component: membrane. Gene Ontology annotation, biological process: monosaccharide transmembrane transport. The transcript is spliced from 4 exons. Lineage: Eukaryota; Viridiplantae; Streptophyta; Magnoliopsida; Magnoliales; Magnoliaceae.
UUCCAUAAUUAGAGCCGAUAUCUAACAGAAUUUCAGUUCACCAUGGCUGGAGGGGGAAUGGUUUCCCACGGUGAGGUGAAGCACUAUACAGGGAAGGUGACGUCAUUCGUCAUCUUCUCCUGUAUGGUGGCUGCUUUGGGCGGUCUCAUCUUCGGAUACGAUCUCGGAAUUUCAGGUGGUGUGACUUCCAUGAAUGUGUUCCUCAAGAAGUUCUUCCCGAACGUGUACCACAAGAUGAUGUCAGAUACCGGUGCCGGUGAAAACCAGUACUGCAAAUUCGACAGCCAGCUGCUGACCCUCUUCACCUCAUCUCUAUACCUUGCAGGGCUGGUCGCGUCCUUCGUCGCCUCCGCCACCACCCGAGCCUUCGGUAGGAAAAUAUCCAUGCUGGUUGGUGGGAUCACAUUUCUAGCGGGGUCCAUCAUCAAUGGCGCUGCCAUGAAUGUGGCUAUGCUUAUCAUCGGUCGGCUCUUGCUCGGUGUCGGUGUAGGAUUUGCUAACCAGUCAGUACCCGUCUAUCUAUCAGAAAUGGCUCCGGCAAAUCUCCGAGGGGCUCUCAACAUUGCCUUCCAGCUCGCCAUAACAAUCGGCAUCCUGAUCGCGAAUCUCAUAAACUACGGGACCAACAAGAUCAAGGGAGGAUAUGGGUGGAGGGUGUCAUUGGCCUUGGCUGGAGUCCCUGCAAUUAUGAUGACGAUCGGAGCAAUGUGCCUCCCGGACACACCCAACUCACUCAUCGAGAGAGGCCACAGGGAUAAGGCCAAGGCCAUGCUCGAGAGGAUCCGUGGCACAACUGAGGUUGAGGAAGAGUUCCAGGACCUUGUGGAGGCGAGCGAGGCGGCCCGGCAAGUCGAGAAUCCAUGGGCCAACAUUGUUCAGAAGAAAUACAGGCCGCAGCUUUCCAUGGCCAUCCUCAUCCCCUUCUUCCAGCAGCUCACUGGCAUCAACGUGAUCAUGUUCUACGCACCUGUGCUGUUCAAGACGUUGGGAUUUGGUGAUGAUGCAUCGCUCAUGUCUGCCGUCAUCACCGGUGUCGUUAACAUGGUAGCCACGUUCGUGUCCGUGGCAACGGUGGACAAGUACGGGAGGAGGUUCUUGUUCCUUGAGGGAGGCACUCAGAUGCUUAUCUGCCAGGUGGCCAUCGGAGCUAUUCUGGGAAUGAAAUUCGGGGUAUCUGGAACAGGAACCUUGACGAAAGCAGACUCCAAUUGGGUCCUCGCCAUGAUCUGCAUCUAUGUGGCUGCCUUUGCCUGGUCGUGGGGACCAUUGGGUUGGCUGGUGCCGAGUGAGAUCUUCUCGCUUGAGAUUCGGUCCGCUGGCCAGGCUAUCACUGUCAGCGUCAACCUCUUCUUCACCUUCAUCAUCGGCCAGGUCUUCCUCGCGGCGCUUUGCCACCUCAAGUUCGGCCUCUUCUUCUUCUUCGCGGGCUUCGUCGCCAUCAUGACAAUCUUCAUCUACUUCUUCUUGCCGGAGACCAAGAACGUCCCGAUUGAGGAGAUGAACUUGGUAUGGAAGAAGCACUGGUUCUGGGGCAGGUACAUCCCCGACGACCACUUCGGUGGGGUCCAGAUGCACGAGAAGAAGGCCGUAGUUUGAUCGAUGUCUGAUGGCGACUUGGAGAGUAUCCGCUGGCGGAGAUCCGACGACGACCAUGCCGGAGUCUUUGUCUUCCAAUUUUGCUAAUCAAUAAUGUAAAAGGAGGGAAAGAAGAGAGUGGAAGGAGGGAAGGAGAAAUUUGGAAGAGAGAAAUUGCAAUC